Prunus armeniaca (apricot) is the source of this 2919-nucleotide messenger RNA. NCBI's taxonomy places the organism in Eukaryota, Viridiplantae, Streptophyta, Magnoliopsida, Rosales, Rosaceae. The record is from the annotation of a GenBank genome assembly.
AUGGGUGAUGAUUCCAAAGUCAUGACGGGUGCCAGUGCGUCUACAACAAAGGAGGAACGUCCCUUGCGUGAUUACUCUACCCCGAUUACUUCUGACAAAUUGGAUGGCUCUAAUUAUGCCUCUUGGUCUCGUGGUGCGCGUAUUACAAUUACUAGUCGUCGUAUGGAAAGUUGGAUCAAUGGGAAGAAGCCUGCUCCGUCUAAAUAUUCUUCCACUGCCUAUGCCGAAUGGGAAGAAGAUAAUUGUCUGGUGCAGUCAUGGCUUCUCAAUUCCAUGACUAAGCCAGUUCGUGCUUUGUUUGAACAUGGUGCUACUGCUUUUGAUAUAUGGGAAGCCACUCGGAAGACUACUGUGACUCAGAAUAGUUCUCGUAUGUUUCAACUCCGCCGACAGUCCAUCCUUACGUGUCAUAAUGGUGAAUCUGAGAUUGAUUGUCUGCGUCCACAUGAAUAUAGCUGUACCGAUGAUGGGGCUCGCCGUUUGAAAGAACUUGAAGCCGAUCGAGUUUAUGAUUUUCUUGGAGGACUUGAUCCACCAUAUGAUGGUGUCCGUAGCCGUAUCCUUGCUCUUAGUCUUGUCCCGCCCCCUCUUGAGGCCUAUGCCAUGGUCAUGGAGGAAGACACCCGUCAGUCCGCUAUGCUUGGAGGAGGUUCUAUGGCCCUCAAAGUCGACCAGCACGUCAACGAUCGGUCGCACAGCACGACGCGACCGGUCGCCCCUCAUCCAGAAAAUUUUCUACUUUUGCUGGGUCGCAUCCUGCUGGCUCUACCCCUAGCUCUCUUAAUGUGCUUUAAGGAGCAUGGUUAUCCCGAUUGGUUUGCUAACUACAAAGCUCGUAUGUACGGUCCCAAGGCCGCCUGCACUAUGACUCAAGAUGAGACCCGUCCUCCGGCCCCGUCUGCAAAUCUGUGUGCUUCCGAUACCAUGCAAGGUAUGGGUUCUAAUACUUGGAUAAUUGACACUGGUGCUUCUGAUCAUAUGACUUAUGAUACCAAUAUGUUUGAUGAGUUGUCUUGUAACCCUCGUGACCCCUAUAUUACUAGUGCUAAUGGUUUACCUUCCCCAGUUACCGGUGAAGGUACCAUCCACCUCACUCCUUCGCCAGAAGAAUGUAACAGUGAUAUUGGCUGUGAAGAUGAGAUUGAUAUAAGGCCCCCAUCUGCCCUGCCAUUGUCCCAAUCAACUCGUGAUGAUGAUGAGGUACUCUCUAAUGAUGUAUCUAUUUAUCCCUUACCCCCACACACUACUCGUGGUAAACCUAAAGUGCAAUAUUCCCCUGAUAUACAUGCCAAAUCUAAAUAUCUCAUUAAUCAUUACGUGUCAACUCAUCGGCUGUCUAAGUCAUAUGCAUCAUAUUUGUGUCAAUUAUCUAGUGUAUGUGUGCCAACUAAGUUGCAGGAUGCUCUAUCAAAUCCAAAAUUGGUAGAUGCAAUGCAUGUUGAGAUAGAAGCCUUAAAUAAGAAUGCCACUUGGGAGCUAGUCCCUUUACCAAAAGUUAAAAAGACAGUUGGGUGCAGAUGGGUGUUUACUCUGAAGCACAAGGCUGAUGGUUCCAUUGACCGUUACAAGGCAAGGUUGGUAGCGAAAGGUUAUACUCAGACCUAUGGAGUGGAUUACACGGAGACCUUUGCUCCAGUAGCAAAGCUCAAUACUGUACGCGUACUUUUGUCCUUGGCUGCUAAUCAUGAUUGGCCUCUGUUACAAUUUGAUGCCAAAAAUGCAUUCCUUCAUGGUGACCUCAAGGAAGAAAUAUACAUGGACCCUCCGCCAGGUAUCCCUGUAACCUCUAAGAAGGGUAUGGUGUGCAAACUACAGAAAUCCUUAUAUGGAUUAAAGCAGUCUCCAAGAGCUUGGUUUGGGAGGUUUGCUGCAUUUAUGAGGAAGUCUGGGUAUGUACAAAGUAAUUCGGAUCAUACUUUGUUUCUAAAGCGUCGAAAAGGUAAAUUGACAGCUUUAAUAAUUUAUGUUGAUGAUAUGAUUGUAACUGGAGAUGAUCAGACAGAAAUACAGAGUCUCCAGAAAUAUCUGGCAUCUGAAUUUGAGAUGAAAUCAUUAGGUGACUUAAAGUACUUUCUCGGGAUUGAAGUGGCCAGAUCUAAGCAUGGUAUUUUCUUGUCCCAAAGGAAGUAUGUUUUGGAUUUACUUACAGAAACUGGAAUGUUGGAUUGUAAACCAAUUGAUACUCCUAGUGAACAGAAUCACAAGUUGGGGUUAUAUCCUGAUCAAGUUCCUAUUGAUAAGGAGCGCUAUCAACGGCUUGUGGGGAAAUUAAUUUAUUUAGCUCAUACACGUCCUGACAAUGCGUAUGCAGUAAGUGUGGUGAGUCAGUUUAUGCACGCACCUAGUGAAGAUCAUAUGGCAGCUGUGACGCGUAUUUUGAGAUAUCUCAAAGUAACUCCUAGCAAAGGGUUAAUGUUUUCCAAGUAUGGUCAUACAUAUGUGGAAGGAUACACCAAUGCUGAUUGGGCAGGUUCGGCUACUGAUAGACGUUCUACGUCUGGGUAUUUUACGUUUGUUGGUGGUAAUCUUGUUACUUGGAGAAGCAAGAAACAAAAGGUGGUGUCUCGAUCUAGUGCUGAGGCCGAGUAUCGUGGAAUGGCCCAUGGUGUAUGUGAGUUACUGUGGUUGAGGAGAUUAUUGAGAGAUCUUGGCUUUGGGCCUAAGAAACCUAUGGAUUUAUAUUGCGAUAAUAAGGCUGCGAUUGCAAUUGCUCAUAACCCUGUACAACAUGAUCGUACAAAGCAUGUGGAGGUUGAUCGAAAUUUCAUUAAAGAAAAGUUGGAUGCGGAGAUUGUUUCCUUCCCAUUCAUCAGUUCUGAGUAUCAGUUAGCAGAUGUCCUUACGAAGGCUGUUUCUACUAGUAUCUUCCACAACUCGCUUGACAAGUUGGGCAUGCGUGACGUCUUUGCUCCAACUUGA